This is a messenger RNA of Arvicola amphibius (Eurasian water vole), 2001 nucleotides long. It is a transcript of the gene Mak16, whose product is annotated as MAK16 homolog. Gene Ontology annotation, biological process: maturation of LSU-rRNA; maturation of 5.8S rRNA. Gene Ontology annotation, cellular component: nucleolus; preribosome, large subunit precursor. NCBI's taxonomy places the organism in Eukaryota, Metazoa, Chordata, Mammalia, Rodentia, Cricetidae. The transcript has 10 exons. The record is from RefSeq and is a predicted model, not a curated record. The coding region runs from base 72 to 965 and encodes 297 amino acids.
AGUGACUCUCCGGAAGAAGCAUGUCUGCUUUCCUUGUCCUGCCUAACGCGGCGUGCUGAUCCGCCGACACCAUGCAGUCGGAUGAUGUUAUCUGGAAUACACUAGGAAACAAACAAUUUUGUUCUUUCAAAAUAAGAACCAAGACUCAGGGCUUCUGCAGAAAUGAGUAUAGUCUGACUGGGCUGUGUAAUCGGUCGUCUUGUCCUCUGGCAAACAGUCAGUAUGCGACAAUUAAAGAAGAGAAAGGACAGUGCUACCUGUAUAUGAAGGUCAUAGAACGAGCAGCUUUUCCCCGGCGGCUCUGGGAACGGGUCCGACUUAGUAAAAACUAUGAGAAAGCAUUAGAACAAAUAGAUGAAAAUUUAAUUUACUGGCCUCGCUUCAUUCGACACAAAUGUAAGCAGAGGUUUACCAAGAUCACCCAGUACCUGAUUCGAAUUAGAAAACUUACACUGAAGCGGCGGAAGAAACUUGUUCCUUUGAGUAAGAAGGUUGAGCGGAGGGAGAAAAGAAGAGAGGAAAAAGCAUUAAUAGCUGCCCAGCUGGACAACGCCAUUGAGAAGGAAUUACUGGAAAGACUGAAACAAGAAACGUAUGGCGACAUCUACAACUUCCCCAUCCAUGCCUUCGACAAGGCCCUUGAGAAACAGGAAGCAGAGAGUGACUCUGAAGAUGAAGAAGAAGAUGAGGAGGAAGAUGAAGAGGAUGUGGGUAAAAGAGAGUUUGUAGAAGACGAUGAUGUAGAUGAGAGUGACCUGAGUGAUUUUGAGGAUAUGGAUAAACUGGAUGCUGGCAGUGAUGAAGAGCAGGAUGACUCCUCCAGUGAAGAAGAAGAGGAGAAAGCCCUUAAGGCCAAACACAAAGGCAAAGCACCCUUGAAAGGACCUUUGCGGAAAAAACGGGCCUAUGUGGAGAUAGAGUAUGAGCAGGAGACAGAGCCCACAGCCAAAGCCAAAACCACAUGAGUCUCCUUCACGUUUUAUCCUGAAAAGUCAACACUUCCAACUGUGCUCUUUUGUGCUAUAUUUCAUACAGUAUUUAUAUUGUUAAUAUUUAUGUCACUCCAGGGAGUGAGUGGAGAAGAGAGAGCCUUACAGUGUAAAGAGUAUUUUUGUAACAUGUGCUGUUUGUAACAGCCUGAGCCCAGGGAGCUGACAGGAGUCCCCGGAGCUGGACUGACACUGUGUGUAAAUGGUUCUAAAUUACAAGUCCUAAAUUUUCCCUUCCCAAUUUAUCCUUUUUAGUUUUUUGAGACAGGAUUUUUCUGUGUAGCCUGGGCUAUUCUGUAACUCUUUCUGUAGACCAGGCUGGCCUCAAACUCAGAUCCACCUCUGCCUGCUGAGUGCUGGGAUUAAAGGCUUGUGCUACCACCACCCAGCUUCAUUUUUUUCCCUUAUAAACUGAAGGAAACAGAAGUUCCAACUUACAAUGUUUAGUGUGAAAAUAGAUUUUUCAUAACUCCAUCCACACCCUUCCGUCCUGGUUGGUCAUCUUAGGUGUCACUCAGGGACACCUACAGAGCACUGCUGCACUUUACUGAUGCAGCUCACCACUGUGCUGUCUUCACAGGACAGGACGAUUCUAGACAGAAGACCCUGAAACAUGAAAACAAACAAACAGUAAAUUUGUAAAACCUGUUUCCCCAUUGUCUCAUUUCAUACACUCCAGUGUAUGGCACUAAGGGAAGUGCCUCUACCAGAACAGGUGUCAGUUAAAACCUGUUCCAUGUGUGUACAUAGUCCACUGGCUUCUAAGAGCCUGCUUCAUUCUAGCCAAAACAACUCAAGCUGGACCUCUGGCUGAAAAACCGCACAAACGUGUAAAGAGCAGCAAUGAAAUGUUUGAAUAAACUGAAAAGCAAACCACACCUGAGCUCUACAUAUUUUGGAGCAUGAAUUUCUUCUCAUGCUCCUUUAAUCUUUAGAGAUUCUUAUUGUAAUAAAAAUGGGAAAUUAGUCUUCCAAUUACAUAUAAAUAAAUACAUGUUAUAGAUUCCAUAAA